Molecule: messenger RNA, 1723 nt
Organism: Boeremia exigua
Lineage: Eukaryota; Fungi; Ascomycota; Dothideomycetes; Pleosporales; Didymellaceae
Exons: 4
Coding region: 442-1554 (370 amino acids)
Source: RefSeq, a predicted model, not a curated record
UGCCUGUACCUGGCUCUCUUUGGACCCACUGCAGCUCGCCUUGUACUGGCUAGAAGUCUGACUGAGAUUUCGUACUGGCAAGUCACGGCGCUCGCGUGCUGAAGGCGAAAUUCUGGUACCUGGACCCCUGCGGGCGGAGCGGCUUGUCAUCCAGUACCCGUAGCGGAGCGCUCCAUGGCUGCCAUGCGAGUGAUCCAGUCGUACCUCACAGAGCCCCGUCUGCAAUGCCCCAUAAGCCAUGGCAAAUACGUAGUGGAUCAAUCCUCGUACGGCGUAGCUGAAUAUGGCUUGAGUACAGACUCGCCCUGGACUCGAGCUGGAUAUAUCUGUCCUGCAUAUCCCGUGCUGCAACAUGUGGUGAUGCUCCGUUUUCAUUCAUACCCUGGCCUCGACUGAAGUGCACCACACUCAGUGCUUCAGACCUCCCACCUCUUCGUCGUCAUGAGGUCCGCACCACCUGAGGUCAUGGCCACAUGGCCCAAGCCGAACUACGUCGACCCCGUCACCCGGGGGCCCGCGUUGAUGGUCGUCGAACUGACGCUGCUGCCCGUCGCCAUGAUCAUUGUCUUCUUGAGACUGUACGUCCGGAUAGGGUGGCUGAAGAAGAGCUGGUGGGACGACUACCUCAUGGUCGCUGCUAUGGUCUUUUCCAUCGGAACCACAGUGCUGGUGAUCAUGGCUACACAGAUGUACGGCUGGGAUAAGCAUGUGUGGGACCUGAAGCUCCCUGAACUAUCGACUGGAAGAAAGGCGUCCAUGGCCGGUCAGACCUUGUUUGUCCUUGCUUCAAGCACGGUCAAGAUGUCUAUCCUCGUUUCGUAUUUCCGCAUCGCACCAGAGAAGUCGCUCUUCCGUAAGCUCGUGUGGGGUACCUUCGCCCUCGUAUUCGCGGCAUUUGUUGUCUUCCUCGUGGCACUGUGGGUACAGUGCAUACCAAUUUCCAGCUAUUGGAAGCUUACUGCCGACCACCGAGACUGUAUCCCAGAAGGGCCGCCCUUGAUGGUACAGAGCACCCUAAACGUAGUCACUGACUUCAUGAUCUACACCUUACCAAUUCCGACCCUUUUCAGCCUUUCGCUACCCUGGAACCAGCGCAUCGGUCUUGUGGUCCUGUUCUCUGUUGGAGGUAUCAUCGUCGUGGCUGGCAGCUUCCGAGCGUACUGGAUCCACUACACACUAUUCGAGACAUACGAUGCCACUUGGGGGGGCUACAACAUCUGGAUCUGGACUGCCAUCGAGACUAACGUCGGCGUCAUCUGCGGCUGUAUACCUGCUCUCAAGCCACUGCUGUUCCGCACCCGUGCAAAGGCGCAAGCUUCAAAGUACGGCAAUGGCUCCGACCACAGCAGAAGAAGGGAGAAGUUCACACCCAUCGUGGAUCAAGUCGAGAUGGACAACCGCAGACCGGCACCCCAACUCGACAUCGAAUCGCGGCCUGGUACAGCAGUCCCACUGCAGUACAGCAGCCCGUUGUCUGAGCGACCGAUGAGUGGCUCAACCGACAAAAGCCGUUUCGAUAUGGACAUUGAACAACAAAAGUCUUACAUGUACUGAUCGUCAGUACUUCCAAUCUUUCUCUCUUUGGAAGGACAUUCACGUCCAGUCUUGUAGACAGUAGAGUUUCCUCAAUCGCUCCUCUCCUUGACACACCCGCUCUCAACUUCUAUUUUUUGUAAUGACUCGCAUUGGGAAUACCACGGCUGGCGGUUGUUUUCUUUCAGCG